GCAUAUUCUGGGCAGCCUCCUCGGCUUUCGUCAUUCAAGGACCCCAGGAUGUCCAUGCUUGCUGAGCCCCGGAGGAAACAGAAGUGGUCUGUUGACCCAAGGAACAGCGCCUGGAGUAAGGAUGACUCCAAAUUUGGCCAGAAGAUGCUGGAGCGAAUGGGCUGGUCCAAGGGCAAGGGACUUGGGAGGAGUGAGCAAGGCUCCACUGAACACAUCAAAGUGAAGCUGAAAAACAACAGCUAUGGACUUGGAGCCAAUACCAGCCAUGAGGAUAGCUGGAUUGCUCACCAAGAUGAUUUCAAUGACCUCCUUGCUCAGCUGAACAACUGCCAUGGUCAGAACAACACCAAUGAAAUUCCACCAGAUGAGCAGAAAGGCUUCAGCUUGGAAGAAAAAUCCAAGACUUCCAAAAAGAGGGUCCAUUACAUGAAGUUCACUAAAGGAAAGGACUUAUCCUCCCGCAGUGAAACUGAUCUUAACUGUAUCUUUGGGAAGAGAGCAAGACCUGCCAAAGAUGAAGAACAGGAGAGCAACAGCAGUGAUUCUCAGGGGGAGACGGAGCAGAGAGGGACUCCUGCUGCUUCUGCACAGGAUCCAGAGUCCGUCGUCAACACUGUGACCAGUACUCUCACGAUGCAGGAGUAUUUCAAGCAGCGAAUGGCUCAGUUGAAGAAGGCUCGCGGGGCCCAGAGUGCAGCCGAGGCAGAGGCGGACAACACAUCGGGUCCAUCUGAGGAACUCAACCCCAUCCACUGCAGCAAGGACGAUGCAGAAGAGCACAAAAAGAAGAAGAAGAAGAAGAAAAGGUCUGCGGAUGAGGUGGAAGAGUGUAGCGCUCCCGUUGUAGUAGAAAACGUGGAGGAGCAGGUGCAAGAGCCUUCAAAGAAAAAAAAGAAAAAGCGGAAAACGGCAGAAAACGAUGUGGACAUCAAUGAGAACUCUAGCUCCUCUUGUGGUGUGGAGCUGAACUGUGAGGAACCACCUCCCUCUAAGAAGAAAAAGCUCAAAAAACACAAGGAAGCCGAGCUAAUAAAUGGACACGAGCCGACUGAGAAUCAUCCUGCAGAGACAGAGGUUGUACAGAAAAAGAAGAAACACAGAGAAGAGGUGGACUGUGUAGUAAUAGAAGAGGAGGAGCCGGUGGAGAAGAAAUCCAAAAAGAAGAAGAAAAAGAAACAUCAAGAAUAGGAUGGAGUUCAGAACAAGGUUAUGUAAUUUAGGCUGCAAUUGACUUGGCACAUAAUAAUCUGAUCACUUUUUUAUAGUGAGGAGAAAAUAAGUUAUACAUUUGAUAACACCAGAAACCUUAAAAGGUGCCUAAUAAAGCCUCCGUCAUUCACUGUUGGCUGCUGGAGCGCACUGCUGUAGGACAGGACGGGAGGAGAAUAUAGACACUCACAUGUCUGUACGUUCAAUAGAUAAGAAAACAAACCGUAGCUGUCACUUUUACACUUUGUCUUUAUACACAGUAAACAAGCAGGACAUAAUGUGUGUCAGCUGAUUUGUAAAUAUAGAGCAGGGCUAGCUGUUAUGCUAAGUCAAGCUAGCUUCAUUUAAUCUAUUUGUUUACUCAUGACUGUAUCCACAGCAUGAGAAAUUGUAGUUAACUCUUUUAUAGGGAAUUAAAAAUAAUUAGAUGACACUCACGCUAGGUUUUAUGUCUCUAAUGCUUCAAAUGAAUCAAAGGUCCAGUUUCCUACUAUUCUCCUAUUAAAAAUGUCUUGAGGAUACUAUUCUGUUUGUAUGAUGCCAUCUUACGCAUUACUAUUUAAGUAAUAAGUAACAAACAAACUAUUUUUUCCAAUUCUUCAAAUGAUGGACGUCUCCUUCAUAUUGUGAGUUAAAGUAACUGAAGCAGUUUUAUCAAACAAAGUUUAAGUCAAGUCAUGAAAUAUGUGAUGAAAAUGAUGAUUUGAAUUCACACAAAUUUUGGUGCUUUACCUGAAUCUGACCUUUUUUUUUUUUCAAAUAAAUCUAAGUAAAGCAUG
This is a messenger RNA of Mugil cephalus (flathead mullet), 1988 nucleotides long. It is a transcript of the gene pinx1, whose product is annotated as PIN2 (TERF1) interacting telomerase inhibitor 1. The transcript is spliced from 7 exons. The record is from RefSeq and is a predicted model, not a curated record. Lineage: Eukaryota; Metazoa; Chordata; Actinopteri; Mugiliformes; Mugilidae. Gene Ontology annotation, cellular component: nucleolus. Gene Ontology annotation, molecular function: nucleic acid binding; telomerase inhibitor activity. Gene Ontology annotation, biological process: regulation of ribosome biogenesis. The coding region runs from base 49 to 1188 and encodes 379 amino acids.